Papaver somniferum (opium poppy) is the source of this 1847-nucleotide messenger RNA. RefSeq lists its product as uncharacterized. The transcript is spliced from 5 exons. NCBI's taxonomy places the organism in Eukaryota, Viridiplantae, Streptophyta, Magnoliopsida, Ranunculales, Papaveraceae. The record is from RefSeq and is a predicted model, not a curated record. The coding region runs from base 1240 to 1665 and encodes 141 amino acids.
CCUCCGAAGAAAACCCUAGCUCAAAAAAAUUCCCCCCCUCCUCUUCCACUUACAGAUCGGCCAUGGCUUCAACUGAAAUCAGUAGCCGCUUCGUUUUUUUUUUUAAUAACCGUAAAUCUAGAAUUUAAAAUUUCAAAACAUGUUACCUUAUUUCUCAAAUUCAGAGAAGAAAGAAAAGAAGCCAUGGCUUCUCCAUAACUCAGAGAAAUCGAGAAGAUGAAUAUUAAUCUGCUAUUGUGGGUAUGGUGAUUUUGAGAUGCAAGAGACGAAGAAAAGACGAUGUAAAUUGUUAGAGAGACCAAUCUUUCUGUUGAUGAAGAAAUCAGAUCCAGAUGAAUGGGUUCGACUGAAUUUCAAGAGAUGAAAGAAGAUUAGUGAUGGGGUAAAUUUGAGUUGUCUGUUGUUGUAAUUCAGAAGAGAUCAAUAUGGAUUCUUGAACUCAACAGGGUUUUGAUGAUUGAAUCUGGAGAAAUUUAGGGUUUGAAUGAAUUGAAAUGUAUUUGGGGUUUGUUCAACUGCGUACAAGGGAGAAAGAACUGAAUCUGAGAUGGGCUUGUGCAAAUUGGUUCAAAUUUAGGGUUUACAGUUAUUCGAUUCAAGAUGGGUGUGUUGAAUUGCUGAAUCAGUUGUUAUUGAUGGAGUUGCAGGUGGAUUUGUGAACUGUGAUAUCUGGUUGAUUGGCUAGGGAUUGAAUAACUGGUGAAGCUAUAAUCUGGUAGUGAUGCUUAGAAUAAUCGGAUAACCAUACUCAACUCGACUAUGAACAUAUUGUAUCAUUUCCAUAUUCUAUUCCGGCUGAUGCGUUCACAACUAUGAAUGACCAGCAAGCUGACGAGCAUUUAGAUUUGCAGAAGAAACUAAAGAUAUGGACUCGAAAAUGUCUAUCGGCGAAACUAAAUUCAUGAACUUGAUAGAGAAAGAACUGCCUAUUUAAUUGAACAACCAUAUUAAAGAUGAAGAAAAAAUCUCAUCACAACCUUGUGCACGAGCUCUGACAAAUGACUGUAAUGGGAACAAUACUGAUUCAUAUACUUUGGUAGCUAAGAAAGACCAAGCUAGUGAACAAUCUGGUAAUUUUUAUGUCUACAGUUCUUAUGGACUGUAGAUCUUAGUCCUUUCAAGCACAUUGUGGAUGACGGGCUCGAGCUAAGAAAGCAGCUUUUGAAUGUGUUGACACAUUUCUCGAUAGUUGUCUCGAUCAAGUGAAUCCUUCCUUAUUCAUUGUUCCAUACCUUUCGGAUGAUUAUUAUAAUGUCAAAAUGCCUUGCCAUCUUAUACUCUCGAAGCUUGCAGACAAGUGUCCUGCUGCUGUUCUCGCAGUUUUGGAUUCUUUGGUUGAUCCUCUCCAAAAAACUAUCAAUUUACAAGCCGAAGCUAGAUGUUGCUGUGAAGCAAGUAGUGGAUCGAAACGAGGACAUGAUCAGGAGUGCUCUUCGAGCAAUCUCUUCUUUGAGCCGCAUAAGCGGAGGAGACUGCGGUCUUAAGUACAAAAGCCUUAUGAGUGACAUAAUGAAAUCAAUAGGGUUAAGCGGCAAGUAUAUGAAUAGUGAUUGCUUUGUCAGUAAAACAUUUCUAAGAGCUGUCUUAGAUGAGAAUGGUAAGCAACAAUCCACCACUCAUGAAAUCUAUGUGAAUGUAUUACCUACAUGCGACAUAAACUUGUAAGAGCUGAAGGAAAUGGUCAAUAUCCUGUGUUCCAGUUCUAUGUGGAUGCAUUAUGAGAAUAUAUGUGGUGAUUAACAACACUGAAAAGAAUCUAGUGUAUUUGGUGAAUGAUUACAUUGUAAAUUGUUGAUGAAUCAAGUGUUUGAAUGCUUUCACAUUUUAAUGGUUUACAUUUUAAUGAA